Saccharomyces kudriavzevii IFO 1802 is the source of this 1182-nucleotide messenger RNA. It is a transcript of the gene OM45, whose product is annotated as Om45p. The record is from RefSeq and is a predicted model, not a curated record. Bases 1 to 1182 code for a protein of 393 amino acids. NCBI's taxonomy places the organism in Eukaryota, Fungi, Ascomycota, Saccharomycetes, Saccharomycetales, Saccharomycetaceae. The transcript has a single exon.
AUGUCUUCAAGAAUAAUCGUCGGUAGUGCAGCAUUGGCCGCGGCCAUUACUGCCAGCAUCAUGGUCAGGGAACAGAAGGCCAAAGGUAAAGGAAGAGACAGUAAAGUUUCCGUUUGCUACAAUAGCCAAGAGUAUGGCGGCUCCGCAACUCCGCAGUGGGGAAAGCUGCACAACAUCAAGCAAGGUAUAAAGGAGGAUGCCUUGACGCUAAAGGACGCCCUGCUGGGUGUGUCACAGAAGGCCAGAGAAGAGGCUCCUGAAGCAGCCAAGCGUGUGAUUUCGCCAGAGGAGGACUCUCAAACGCGCAGGCAGCUGAGCCAGAAGGCCAAGGACAAUUCCUCGCAAAGCAUCUUCAAUUGGGGGUUCAGCGAGGCUGAGAGAAGGAAAGCCAUUGCCAUUGGGGAGUUUGAUACUGCUAAGAAGCGCUUCGAAGAGGCUGUAGAUCGCAACGAAAGGGAGCUCCUCUCCGCCGUGAUGAGGGAGAAGAAAGCGGCUUUGGACAGGGCUUCUAUAGAGUACGAGAGGUACGGCAAAGCCAGGGACUUCAACGAGCUUUCGGAUAAGUUGGACCGGCAGGAAAGGGAGAGUAACCCUUUGAAGCGUCUUUUGAAGAAGAACGUGAGCGACGGCAGCACCGAAGAAGCUGCCGCAAGAAGUGUCCAAGGUUGGGGUGAGACCGCCCAGGAGUUUGGUAGGGAAGAAUUGGAGGAGGCCAAGAGGAAUGCGUCCUCCGAGCCCAGUGACGCUCAAAAGCGUCUUGACGAAUUGAAGAAGAUCAAGGAAAAGGGAUGGUUUCGUUACAACAAGGGAGAACAAAGCGAGGAACAGAUUGCCGAACGAGUGGCCAGGGGUCUGGAAGGAUGGGGCGAGACCGCAGCCCAGCUGUCUAGGGAUGAAAUGGACGAUCUGAGAUGGAACUACGAAAACUCAAAGAAGCAGUUGGACAAGAACAUGUCGGACGCCAUGGACUCGUUGUCCAAGGCCAAGGAAGACUUGAAACAGUACGGCAGUCAUUGGUGGGCUGGAUGGACAUCCAAGGUUGACAGUGAUAAACAAGCUCUGAAGGAUGAGGCCCAAAAGAAGUACGAUGAUGCAUUGAAGAAGUACGAUGACGCCAAAAACAAAUUCAAGGAGUGGAGUGACAACGACGACGGUAAGUUCUGGAGCUCAAAGAAGGACUAG